This is a messenger RNA of Molossus molossus (Pallas's mastiff bat), 3029 nucleotides long. RefSeq names its product serine peptidase inhibitor, Kunitz type 1 (gene SPINT1). Gene Ontology annotation, molecular function: protein binding; serine-type endopeptidase inhibitor activity. The transcript is spliced from 11 exons. Lineage: Eukaryota; Metazoa; Chordata; Mammalia; Chiroptera; Molossidae. The record is from RefSeq and is a predicted model, not a curated record. Bases 58 to 1788 code for a protein of 576 amino acids.
AUGUCCACCCCGCCCCAGCAGCGCUGACUCAGUUUCACCAGAAACUAGGGGGAGGAGAUGGCCGAACUCCAGAGCACCCCGCAGCUGGGCGGAAGCGGCGGCCGGAGCCGCGCCGGAAGCCGGGACCGGAACCUCUGCAGCCCCAGCCCCACCCCACUCACCUGCGCAGGUCGCCGGCACCCUUGGAGCCCAGAGGCCAGCACUGUGAAGGUGACCCCCGCGGGCAGGAGGGCGACGGCCCCUGGGAGGACGAUGGCUGGCAGCCCCCUCUCCCAGACUCGCAUCCCAGCGGUCGCCCUGUGGCUCCUGUAUGCGCUCGGCCUCCGGGGCACCUACGCCGGGCUGCCGCCCACGCCCCCCGCGCUGCCGGCUGGAGCCGCCUGCCUGGACCGCUUCACCUCGGGGGUGCCCGCUUUCGUGCUGGACACCGACGCCUCGGUCAGCAACGGGGCCACCUUCCUGGGCUCCCCCGCCGUGCGCCGCGGCCGGGACUGCGUGCGCGCCUGCUGCACCACCCAGAACUGCAACCUGGCGCUGGUGGAGCUGCAGCCCGACGGCGGGGAGGAUGCCGUCGCCGCCUGUUUUCUCAUCAACUGCCUCUAUGAGCAGAACUUUGUGUGCAAGUUCGCGCCCAGGGAGGGCUUCGUCAACUACCUCACAAGGGAGGUUUACCGCUCCUACCGCGAGCUGCGGACCCAGGGCUUUGGAGGGUCCCGGAUUCCCAAGAUCUGGGCAGGCAUAGACUUGAAGAUACAGCCUCAGGAACCCCUGGUACUGACGGGUGUGGAGAACACAAAUUGGCACCUACUGCGGGAUGACCCGGAUGUCAGGGUAGAGAGGAAUGGUCCGGACCAGGUGGAGCUAUGGGGACUCAAGGAAGGAACCUACCCGUUCCAGCUGACAUUGGACAGCUCAGACCAGCCAGAGAGCAUGGCCAACAUCACAGUCACCGUUCUCUCCUCCAAGCAGACAGAAGAAUAUUGCCUUGUGACCAAAAAGGUGGGUCGCUGCCGUGGUUCCUUCCCCCGCUGGUACUACGACCCCAAAGAACAGAUCUGCAAGAGCUUCGUUUAUGGAGGUUGCUUGGGCAACAAGAACAAUUACCUUCGGGAGGAAGAGUGCAAGCUAGCCUGCCGCGAUGUACAAGGUCCCUCCAAGGAAAGGCAUGAUCCAGUGUGCUCUGGCACCUGUCACUCCACCGAGUUCCAGUGCAGUGACGGCUGCUGCAUCGACAGCUUUUUGGAGUGUGACGGCACCCCUGACUGCCCCGAUGCCUCCGAUGAGGCCAUCUGUGACAAAUACACCAGAGGCUUCGAGGAGCUCCAGAACUUCCACUUCCCCAGUGACAAAGGGCACUGCGUGGACCUGCCAGACACGGGCCUCUGCAAGGAGAACAUCCCACGCUGGUACUAUAACCCCUUCAGCGAACACUGCGCCCGCUUUACCUAUGGUGGUUGUUAUGGCAACAAGAACAACUUUGAGGAGGAGCAGCAGUGUCUUGAGUCCUGUCGUGGCAUCUCCAAGAAGGAUGUGUUUGGUCUGCGGCGGGAAAGCCCCAUUUCCAACGUAGGCUCCGCAGAGGUGACCAUUGCAGUGUUCCUGGUCGCCUGUAUCGUGGUGGUGGUAAGCAUCCUGGGGUACUGCUUCUUCAAGAACCAGAGAAAGGGCUUCCACAGAUACCACCACAGCCACGAGCACCCUCCACCUCCUACCCCCGCCAGCUCCACCGUCUCCACCACCGACGACACAGAGCACCUGGUCUAUAACCACACCACCCAACCCCUCUGAGCCUGGGGCUGCCUUGGCCUUUUGGCCUGGGCCUCUCACAGGCUCUCUCCAGCUCUCCUCCAACUUUCGCCAGGUCCUGCUUCCUCCUUGCCAAGAAGGAGGCCUGGGCGGGGAAAGACUUUGGGACCAGACCCUUCCUGCCUGGUUCUCAGGCCCCUCUGCCCCAGAGGCCAGGGCUCCAGCCCCCGUCAGAGAUGUCUUAGCUCAGCUCAGGCCACUUGUUCCUGAGAAACCUCCAGUGUCUGGGGGAAAGAAAGCUUUUGGGCCAGGAGUCCCACACAGAGACGAGCCUGCUUGCCUUGGAUUUCAGAGGAAGCCGGAGGUUUGUGUCCUAUUCAAAGCUGCCUGCCCCAUACCAUGGUGUUGGGAAGGGGCCUGGGCAGUGUCCGAAGCUGGAGGCCCCAGCCCUGUCCUCCAGAGCUCCCCUCCCACUCUGCACAGUCCAGAGCGGGGAUACGGACCUCUCUAUGUAUGUUGUGCUGUACAGAGUUGCUUUUUGUUUAUUUAAUGCCAUGGAUGUGGAUGAGAGGAGUGGAAAGUGGCUAUCUGGCCUCUGCUGUCUUUUCCCCCAAGAGUGAGCCCCAACUUGGCCUGACCUCACACAUGGAGCCAGAGCUUCCAUCCUCUCUGCACCCCCCAGGGCCCUCCAGCACCACCCUCUCCCCUCUGCUCCCCCACUUCCCACAGGCCCCAGUCCACCCACAGUGUAAUAAAAUGGUUUGUUCUGAGGGUUCUGCCUCUGCUCUGUGGGCCAGGAGAGGGAAAGGGCUGCUGGGGGGAGAGGUGACCGCCCAGUCCAACCGGUUCAGGCUCUGGCCACCCUGUUUAGCAGGUUUUCCCACCCUUCCCGAAACUGCCCCAGCCCCUGAGGGUGGAGAGAAGUGCCAAGUUUGACCACCAGAAGGGAGGGGUGGGAAAGCAUGGGAGUAGGGGGCCCAGGGAAGCUGCAAUGCGGCUGUGUAGUAUUUCUUCCUGGUUUGAUCCUGGCAACAAGCCUGUUUCAUAGUUGGGGCAAGUCUUCACUGCAGCAUGUAGUUGAAGACAGGGAGGGGGGCACACAGAUUUGAGCCCUGGUUCUUAUCUUCACUCCCUUUGGUGUGGGGACUAGGCACAGGGGUCCCUUCUGGCCCACCCAGAUCACCACUGUCUCCCUCCCCUCCCACAGAAGCCCCGGUUUCACAGGAGUGUAGCGAAUCCCCAGACUCUGAACUCCUACAGGAGCCUUUAGUUGAGGUACUCCA